Paracoccidioides brasiliensis Pb18 is the source of this 1470-nucleotide messenger RNA. RefSeq lists its product as uncharacterized. The record is from RefSeq and is a predicted model, not a curated record. The transcript has 6 exons. The coding region runs from base 1 to 1470 and encodes 489 amino acids.
AUGGGUCCGAAACCUAACCCACGAACCGACACGGAACACGUGAAUCUAAUGAAGAAAAAUACUGAAGCACCUCAUACAUCAAUUGGCGAGGAGAUCCAGGCAGUUGAACAUGAACGAGAACGCUUAGAGAUAUACAAAAAACUCCUUGACCUACAACAACAAGUCAACACUCUUCGCGCAGAAAUUCAAGCCUCUGAGAGCAACCAGCGCGACACAGAGCCAACUGAUCACACUAUUAGUGCCAACCUCCCCUACCUCAAGUUCACCCUCGCUUUCUACGCCUACCAAAAACAAUACUUUGAGAAUAUUGAUGAACACAAAAUUCUUGAAGCAGCAACGCAUUUUGAUGCCAACCUUCCACAAAAAUGGCAACAAUACUACACCAACCUGAAGACACCUAUUACCUGGAGUGAAUUUUAUAACUGGAUUCAUGCUAGGCUUAUCAAUCCUGACAAGGCAAACCAGGACUACGAGCUGAAAUAUCAAGAACUAAAACAAUCUGAGGGUCAAACUAUACAUGACUUUGUAUUUGCUCUUCAGUCGAUUGAAAGAAAUCUCCGCCAGAAGUACAGUGAUUAUCAUCGAAAGGUUCAUCUAUUUAAUAAGAUCCUAUCCUCUCUCCGUGCAGAGUUUGAGAGAUAUGCAGUCAAGCUGGACGACCUCUCCUAUGACGCUUUCAUCAUGAAACUGGGCAUUGUGGAAAGCAACAUCCUGAAAACUACCACACCAUCAAGCGCAACUACGCAACGAAAGAGGAGUGCUGGUCGCGGAAACCAUUCACGUGAUGUUGCACCGACAGCACGUCAAAAUGACAGCCAAAAACGCAAAGAGUGCUCCAACACCUGGUAUUCCAAAGUUCAGACGAGUUUUAUUAGUGAUUUCAACAUUAGAGCGCUCCACGCACAAUUGAAUGAUUUCGACGGCCACCAAACACUGUCAUUUGGAACUAUCAAACUGGCAGUAGAAGUCUCAGAUAGCAAGGAAUCUACUUACUCGCCUCCACUCCACCGGCUUCCGGGCCUCUUACCGGAACCUCCGGGCCUAGGUCUCCGUACCAGCCUCCGGGCUUGCCCCCGAAGCUUCCGCGCUAUUAGGGGACAGCGUACUCGCAAAUACAGCUUCCAUCGAUGGUCUGCUUGCCCUGUAGCGCAUUCGUACUUCCAGAUGCGAAUUGACUCUGUCGGCUCCGUCACUUUGGACCGAUCGAAUGCUGGGAUUGGUGCUGUAUUUGAACAUGUCCUUUACAACCCGGAUAGUGAUGUCGGCAGGGCAAUUGCUCAAUUCAAAAGGGACACAAAGAGCAUUAAUAAACCAAACAUGCCAACUGGCACUGCCAAAUACUUGACCUGGAAGUCCUCAAUGAAGUCUAGGCUUGUGGAUGCCCAGUGCUGGGUCCUAAUAGAGAGGGGGCAAACUCAGAGUCCAUCUGACAACUCUCAAUGGACACCCUUCUGGGAAGCAAAGAACUGA